Messenger RNA from Spirometra erinaceieuropaei, 11629 nucleotides. The record is from the annotation of a GenBank genome assembly. NCBI's taxonomy places the organism in Eukaryota, Metazoa, Platyhelminthes, Cestoda, Diphyllobothriidea, Diphyllobothriidae.
AUGAUCACCCCAACCUCUCGUGGAGCCGACGAGACUCCUGACAAUCUUGUGCACCGUUAGCGGCAAUUUAUGCGCUCGCUUUCCCCGGUUCCACCUCGAGCUCCAAUGACUGAGUCUUAUGUCGAAAAAAACUUGGACAAGUGUACUCAUGUGUUCGUCCGGUGUGACCGUGUGCGCCAGCCGCUGGAAUCACCAUACGAAGGACCGUUCCGCGUGCUCGCGCGCAACACCAAGACCUUUCGGAUCCUUCGCAGUGACAAGGAGGAGGUGGUCAGUGUCGAUCGGGCCAAGGCUGCUGUUGCAGAGGAGCCGCCGGACCGGUCACAAGGACAAAAAUGUGCUGCUCACCUAACCCCUGUUCCUCCCUCUUCCCUAUCCCCUGCUCAUUCACCCUGCCCACUGCCUUGCCCUUCCCCUCCCUAGCCCUCCACUCCUCCGUCCCACAUACUUCCUGUCCCUACAUGUCAAAAGCAUCCAACUGCAACACCAUCGUCCACCACAGCAUGCAGUCAACCCUCUUCGACUGUACCUCCUGCAUACAUAACUCGCAGUGGCCGUCACGUUCAUUUUCCCGAUCGUUUAGUUACGCAAUUUUUCUAGACUUGUGCAUAUCCUCCGACGCCGUAUCCCGUCGCCCUCCGGUCUAGGAGGGGGGGGGGGUACUGUGGUGAGUUACCUGACUAAUUUAUCUUUGACAAUUUAGUCCCUUUUUCUUUGACCGCAUUGCUUGUUUGAAUGUGACGAGAAACGACACAACUGUACAAGCCGCCUUGCUAGCGUGCUCUGCUGUGGUAUUCUGUUGUCAGUUUUCUUAACGUUCAAAAAUCUCCAUAUUAUUCACUGCUCCGAUUUACUUGCUGCAUUUAAGACUAGGGGCUCGUGAGAUAUAACUAGUUAGUUCGUGAGAACAUUACAAUUUACGACAAGGUAAUUAACAUAUAACUGAAGCGCUUCUGACAGGAGAAUUCGAAUAGAUGCUCCACAGAGAAACUCAAGAUCUUCAGUCAAGACACAAAAAAUAUAAUCCCAAGUGUAGUCCUAAAAUCAGUGAAUGUGUUUUCAGGUAGGCUCAGUUUAUUGAGGGAAAUAAGGAUAUGAAUUUGAGUGCCCUAUCUGUGACGCAAAAUGGGGUGCGGGUUACACUGAAGUCACGUAAGCCGAAAUAAUUUAAAAAGGACUUCUCCGAAGGUUUUGAUAUAAUCCCUCGUCACUCUCGUUUAUGUCGGAGAGUAAAUCUGCCAAGGUUCGUUUUAAGGCUUUCCAUCAAUUAUGACACAAUGACAUCCAAGGGGAGGACCUCCUUUCAUUGAAAGACUCUGACAUAGAGGGCGUACUUGAGCACAUCCAGCCUUCUCUGUUCAACAUCCAGUCUUAAUAGGUGGGAUCGGUGGUUAGUCGUGGUAGUCAGUUCAAAAAGUCUUCAAAGGCUAGGCUGAAAUCCAAUUCCUUUACAAUGCAAAAGGCUGCUAAAUGGUCCCCACGCAUUUGUCUGUAGCUCAACGGAAAGAGGUUCCAGUCUGAUUGAGGAAAGCAGCAUGAGUCACAUUUUUUCUCCUAAGACUCCAAAUGGGACCCCGAAAGGAGGAGUAAGAUAGCAUUUUGACGUUUUUCAUACUCUAAUAGAUGUCACCACGGAGUUUGGAGAGAAGAUGGGAAUUCGGAAAUUGUCAGGGGUUAUUUUGAAUGGCUACGAUAGAAAACGUGAGUCUCAGACCGUUGACGAUUUCCCAAAAACAGAAACUCAUAUCGGCGUCGUGUUUUCUGGAUUGUCCGGACUAUGAAAUAAGCCCUUUAGCUCAUUUUCUGGACUAAACUGCUUGUCUAUCAAUCAAAUGAACAAGGAGGAAAUAUAAACAAGGCUUAGGAAACGUAAGAUCAACAAAGAAAGAUGCCUGACUUCCUGGAAAUCCAGACAAUUGUUCACAGAAAUACAAACGACAUCGGGACAACCGUAAAUGUUAUAUCGACAAAAAUCGAGGCAACCAGAAAGUAAAUGCAGAAGAGAUGUCCUUGUCAAACUCGAAGUUUUCAUUCGACCGCAUAGGGCAUAUCCGACGAUAUCGUUGAAGUUUCUAGACGGUGCUGUGAAAUACACGACCAUACGAAGUCACUGGCUUAUCCCAGUUUAUUUAGUCUGAUUUUCACCCAUAAAACUAGCGCUUGUAUACUCAUUAAACUAAAACUACAACAGCAGCAGAAAUCGGUUUCCGUCGCACCAAAACGAAGGGCCUGAUUCUCGCUUACAUUGAUAAAAACAGAAGUAAUUUGACUAAAGUAUGCCAUAGCCCCUUGUCCAGAUUAUAUACAUCAAUCUGAUCCACAAGUACAAGCCAAAGUACUGAAGGAACCAGCAUUAACGACAUUAAGAGGGUCCGCGGAGGGAAGCGAAUCGGAAGCCAAAUGGAAAAUGUCCUCGUUUAACAUAUCUUAAAAGAUGGUCUGAACUAGAACCAGAUGGGUUUAGCUUGGACUUUAUCCGGGGUCACACUAACGUUUUUUACAAAACACCUACUGGAAUAUCUAGAGAAGGGAAACCUACUUGUGUUGCUAAGUACAGUUUAAACAGCGAUUACAUCAUUAAUUUGCGAGAACAUACAGAAAAAGCUACACAAAAGGGAACGCCCUGAAAGUAGGAUUUUUUGAAUUCAAAAUGUUACUGAUAACAUGUGGUAAAAAAUUUGGGGAUGUGGAAUCCUCGACAUCAUUUUAAAGUUUAUUCUAUCCGGGUAAAGCUGGUAUUGGCAGCGCUGCAGAAGUUAAAUUUGUUUCAGUUAAAAGCCGUGCCUCACAAAUGUCGACGUAAACGUUAUCGGAAAUAAUUAGAAUUAACGGUCUUCUUUGUGUGGAUGAUGGAGAAAUAGCCGUACGCCUGCUCGGGAUAACACUAAGUGAAAUGUCACUGUGUGCACACAAGAAAGUCCUCUAAUAAACUGUAUUUGAAACGCGGAAGAAGCCAGUGAGUUACAUAUAUAAGGCUGAGUAAGGUGAGAUGGUUCUGCUGCUAUCCUGGAAAAUAGAACCCCGAAAUCCGCCGCGUUCAGAAAAGUGACUCAAGGUUCGUAAAUAGCACCCGCGAAAUUACAUCAAAAACCUCGUCGGAACUGAAUUACACGCUUAUCCUGCAAAUUUUCCGGCCCCACUUUAAGCGUUUUUCAUUGACCUGGUCUGGUAUUCCCACUGUAACAUCCAUUGAACUGAACAGAGUUCCUUGAACGAUGUGACACUGUUGGGGCGCAGAUCCAGGAUGAAGAUGGUAUGACCGCGUGUCCGCGGAAAUAACCGGUGUUCCCUCCUCGCAUCUCCACCGACCCCUUUGCCACUGUUACCGCAACUACCGUGCCAUAUAUAUCUCUCUCUCCGUACGUCGGCACUUCUCACGGUCCCAUCCCGCAGUUGCCGAUAGCGCUGCAUUUACCGCCGGUUGUCUAGCUACUAUGUUGGUAUCGCCUCUUCAUCCACACUGUUCAGUAAUUCUGAUGUAUUUCUCAUCCCCCUUGUAGUAUUUAACAUUUUCCCAUGCAUCUUUCCCGAUAUUCUCAGCAUACGUAUUUCGCACCACUUGACACUUUCUACUAUCAGCUUGGAAGACAUCGGUGACCCGUUUCACUACUUUCUUCAGAUCAGAUUAGCCAGGAAUUAUAUCUUGUUCUAUACGUUGCCCCGCGUGUACUACCCUAACGUUUUCGCCAGCUACACCACCCCAAGAACAAAAUCCCUGGUUCAGUACCACACAAUACUGAUAAACGCACUGCUGCGUCCCCUGCAAGUUAGGAAAGGAUGACAAAUUUUCAAUCUUUCGACUUCUUCCUAUAGACGGAUCACGCUGAUCUCGUCAAAACAUACAAGACAAUUCACAGAGUUGACCACAGAUACAUUGCAGAUGCAAUUUUGGACAGAAACGGCGAAGACGGCUAGAUGUCUAGUGGUUAUUUGCAUGUAAAUCUGCUUAGAUUGAUACGAACGUAUGCAGAAUUAAUGCUAUCUCGCUCUGCCGUAACCUUCCUAAACUGAUAGUAAGAUAUAGUUAACAGUCGGAGACGGAAGUAACCAGAACGGCUAAUAAUGAUAGUUCAGACGUCUACGUGUGUCCCAAUCAAGCUAACCCGACGGAAAAUGCAGUGAAAGUCACGUUGGGAAGGUCAAAUUGAGAUGUGGUCAUUAGAAUCCAAUAGGGCCUCGCCAAUUUGCCGUCUGGAAAGAGUGACCAUACUACGCUAAUAUGGGACUACUCGCUCUUGUCUUAACGAACGAAGAGAACAGAAGACCAAACUCAUAUAUGGAAGGCGAUGUUAACGAGAUGAAGAAAGAAUCGAUGUCUGUGAAUUGGGAACGUUUGCUAAAGAGAGAUCCGGAGGACGACUGGAGAUCGUGGAAGUCGACUUCACUUGGUCUAGUUCGGCGCGGUUGUCCAUCUAAGCUAAAAAAACAACUAGAUGACCUGCCUGGUUAAUUAAGGACCUGAGUCGGCAGUUACGGAAGCAAAGAAAAAGAUGGAAAAUAUUCAGGGAAAAUGGGUCACCACUGCAUCGCGAAGACUUUCGUCGUCAACGAAAUGCAAUCAAAAAUGCAUCCGUCAGGCACGGAAGGAGCAUGAAUCCAGAAUUAUCCGACAAGCUGAACAGAAGCCCAAGACUUUACUUCACAAUCUUAACAGUAGACUGAAAACCAGGACCCGGUAACUGUACUGAAGGAUGAUAAUGAUGGAGAAAGCAUUGAGGGCAGCGGGAAAGGCGAACACUUGGGAUGGUAUUUUGCAAUGCUGUUGAGACCGCCGGUCCUCAGCUUCACUCCAUACUCUUCCCGACAUCUGUCGUGGAAAGGGAGUUGCACAAUCUCAAAGAAGCAAAGUCCUCGAGUCCAGACAAUAUACUGGCUAAAUUUUUGAAGGGAUUGGCAAACGAACUCUUCAAACCGCUGGCACACAUCUUUCACUCCUCAGACGAUUUAGGGAGGCUGCCAUUGGAGUGGAAGACAGCAAAUAUCUUUCCGAUAUACAAUGGUGGGUUUCGCCCAAAUGCUAACAAUUAUCGGCCUGUUAGUCUCACCUGCAUCUGCUAAAAAUAGUGGAAACCAUAGUUAACAAAGCAACAAUGAAGUUCCUGGAACAGAGCUACUUAUUCUCAGAUCUGCAGUACAUCUUGAGAUAGAACCGUCCGGGCAUUUCCAGUCUAUUGCUCUCGGCUGCGCAGUAGACUCGCGCACUGGACGAGGAUGGUAGGGUCGAGGUCAUCUACACAGACUUCAAGAAGGCGUUCAACAGCGUCCCUCACAAACGCUUAUCUACAAACUCUCUGAAAUUUGGAUAAGAGGAAGGCUGCUGGUAUGGAUAACAGAUUUUCUUACAGGGAGAUCCCAAACCUUGUACGUGGAGGUCUCGAGGUCAACUCCUACGCCCGUUCUAUGUGGUGUCCCCAGGGCUCAGUCUCAGGGCCGUUGCUAUUCCUAGUUUACAUAGACGACUGCGUCGACGACCUGGGAUGCAACACUGUUAUGUUCGCUGAUGAUGUUAAGCUGCGGAGAGCCAUCAGAUCUGACGUAGACAGGUACGCGCUUCAAAACAGUCUCAACCGACUGAGUAGUUAGUCAGCUCGUUGGCUCCUUAAUUUUAAUGUGGACAAAUGUGUGGCCCUGAGACUCCGCACCAGAAAGACCAUUAAGGAAGACAGUUCAUUUCAAUAGUCCUUGGUAGGAAGACUUUGGCGUCCUAAUGACUUCCUCCCCGAAAAAAUCAUCACAGUAUCAAAGGGUAACCAAAAGCGCGAUAAGAAUGUUAUUUACGCUGAGGCGAGGAUUUGUGCAGAUCGAUAAUGAGCUGUUUAGAAAAACCUAUGGAGCAUUCGUGCGGUUUCACGUAGGCUAUGCAAUUCAGGCCUGGCGACCGUGGUUGAAGAAAGAUUAUCAACAACUGGAAAGAGUACAGGCGAUGGCCACGAAGAUGGUCAAGAUUUUUGAUCACCUGCCUUAGGAAACCAGGCUGACUGAACUAAUUCUGUUUCCUCUCAAUUACAGGCAACUGGGCGGCGAUCUCAUUCAAACCUACAGGAUUGUCAGAAGCCGUGAGUGUGCUCUAGUCUUUGAUGAAUUCUUCUAAUUGGCCGGGACUAAGCGUCUGCGUGGUCAUCCUUUUGAAUUGCAGAGGAAACUGGCCUAUACGAACGUCCGACGAGACGUCUUCUCUCACAGGGUUAUUGGGACGUGUAACGGACUCGCUGAUGCGGUCGUCCUUUCCGAAACCGUUGAAUACUUUAAGUGUAGAAUAGAUGCUCAUUUGUUGAGAAACUACUGUACAUAUCAUCAUGACUGUCUUAGCGGCGGCAGUUUGCGCAGGGUUUACUUUCACCGUAAACUUUUCAAUUUCGCAUUUGCUGAUGCCACAAUUGAUUCCAUUCCUGUUUGUAUAUAUGAAUAGGGCGAAAGUCUGAUUCCCUUAAUAAACUGGCUAAAACUGACUGAUAUAAAACCAUGACUAAUAGCUUUUCUUAGUUAAAUUAGACACUGACUCCUGAAUGAAUCAACCUUAAUGUCCCAUCUGUCAAUACCUCGACAGUGGCCUCUUUAUGUAGAUUCAGAUUUAAUGAACUUAGAUGCAGUGACCAACAGGACGCAAAUCUACGCAAUCACAUGUCUCGCACAUCUUCGCAGACUUCGCUGAAGGCAGAAGUCCCGAAGAACAACCUCGCGAAAGAACCACUUCGUUAAAUUGCAAUCGUCAAAAAAGUUGGCCGUCGGUUCAGAGAUCCACAAGACACCACAUUUGGCGCCACCUGGUAGUUCCAAGCUUGUCAGAUUCUGUAAAGUGAAAGAAACACUUUACAAUGAAUAAGACGGAUUUGUGAGUGUUAACUAUUUGUUCUAUUUCGCUGUCAAAAACCACAGUUCUGCCCGGGUCUGCGGGCUCAAUGAAGAAGGGUUGGACGUGGUGGAUACCCAACGCAACACGCGUAGCACAGGAACGCCAGACAGUGGUUAGGGGAUCAUGCUUACUCAGUGUACAGCGAUGGAUGAGUACUAGGAAUAUUUGUCACCCUGCUCUGUAGCAAGUAAGGCAGCACCACAUGUGGAGUAAAGAAGACGACAAAGCGACUAAAUGUCUUUCUAUCAGCUCAGUCCCAUCCGUCAUCACCAGCAAUAUUCUUCAGAUUUUGCAAACGUCGAUUAAAGAGGAAAGCGGGACCUGCCAAGAUUGCCCGGUAUCAUAAAAGUCCGUGGAGCAGGCUCGAGGGCUGUUCAUAUGGCUUAACUGCGUUCAGCUAACAACCAACUGAGCAUAUUAGGCAGAAGGACAACGUCUUUGUUCAUCCACUGAGAUUGAGUAAUCUAGAUGUGAAUGUGUUGUCAUUCAUGUUUUUUUCAUCCUAAUGCAAAUAAAAAGAGGAAACUGCAGUCGCCUUAUCCGUUGCUGUUACCUUCGACGCGCAGACUCCCAAGCUCUUGCAAACCAUCAGCUUUUUCAUGACAUUUUUAGUUGCUGCUGUGUGUUGUGUGCAAUUCCGUUGUGUUAUUGCCUUUUCACAAAAUCAAUGUGCCUCAGUAUCUUGUCUAUAGGAUAUUGAUCGAAACUAAACGUUUGCGGCUUUUCUACAAAAUAUAUGUCGAAAUGCUCGAAAAGUUGAAUAAAGACCAUCAUAUCUCGUCUUAAGCUGUUUUGAUAAAACCUAAACCUCCGAUAACCUCGGCCUUUUGCUACACUGUUACUAUAACGCCAAAAAAGGACCUCGUUUAAAAAUGUCAGCACUCAAGGUAUUAAGCUUGAUUACGUGAUUGGUCUCAGGACUCAAAGCGAGACGAAUUCAGGACAUAUUUAGAAAAAUCCGGCCUUAUUGACAAUUUAACUAAAGGUACUCAUUUAUGUUAAAAGCCGAUUUUCGAAGUUCUUGUUAGUCUCUACGAGGAGCCGGAAAAACCCAGCAACCCGACCGGGUAAAUAAACAUUUGUAUUUUUUUACCUUUUUAUAACUUGAAUAGGAGAGAAGAGGAAAAAUUACAAGAUAGAACCCAAAAAUGAUACUCGAAUGUUUGAACAAAUUAAUUAAUCGCGAACACGAUUAAUGUCUUAGGCUUCUGUUUUAAAAAAUCGAAUAUUCGGACGUAACUUAUGAAGAAGUUAUUUAACUCUAGUUUCUUACUCUAAAAUAUAGAUAUGCUGAGGGAGAAGUCCAUGUGCCUUGCUGUAGUCGCCUUUCCAUCCACAGCUGGCAUAUAACUUAGGCCAUAAGCCAAGUGGCCUAAGUAAGUCCUCAUCGUGACGAUCGUCACGACCCCUUUUGUCAUCUUACUAGCUUCAUCCGCAUGUAUGAUGGACACCGUAAGGCCUUCUUAGUUAUCACAGCCUACAUUUGGGACAGAAUCCGAACAUUACCACACAUGACGAACGUGUACAUAUGCGUACAUGUAUGUACACAUAUACCGCCUUCAAAUUAGAACAGGGUAUUCUUCGAGCAUCGUCUUAGUUACGGGAUAGGGACUGAUAGUUUGCCUUCUACUGCUUGUGUGGACCUUGAAAAUGGUACACGAGAAUAGAUCGGGAUGUUACUAAUCUGUAACCGGAAUAUUCAAAGUAACAUAGAACGUUCUCUUGUUUCGCCGUCGUCUUAGGAAUAUCCUUAAGGAUGAAAGUGAGACGAACUGAAUCAUGAUUCCCUCCAAGAUGUCUUUCGUCCUUCAUUUUUACCAAGGCUGGUUAUUAAUACUGCCAGGUUUUGAAGUAUAAAUAAUGUGAUAAAGUUUCUUGCGCAGAUUAUCCUGUAGAUCUGGAGGUAUUCGAAGCACCUGAGCAAGAGAAAAAUUACCCGUUACCUGUUUCUAGGGGAUAGAACGGUCUAAAGAAGUCCUACCCAUACUGACAGGGAUCUCAGCAAUCUACGCCAUCACAUGAAAACUGACAACAGUGAGUAGUUCGAUAGUACCAAUGCUUCUCAAAAAUGAUCUAGGCAAGGGAACUACCCACCCUAUAUGCACAACACGGACUUAGAAUAUCACCGAUGAGAAGGUUGACUAAUAUAUUAACGAUCAUUGGGAAUGUACCAUGCCCACCCCCACCUCCACUUGACGUAUACCGAGAACUGAACGAUGUGCUGACGGAGUUCGUGGUUAAUAAUAGUCUUUAUCGUAAAACACGAACACAGCAGUUAUGAAGCGACAUAUUUCAUGUCUUCGUACUAUCUUAGCUUCGAUCUUCAGUAUUUCUGCAUGCCAGCCUAAGUAGAAGUAAAUAGCAACCGGAAUCGGUUGAUGUCACUUUAAAAGUCAAAUUUUGUCUACCUUAUCUGUUCAGACUAGCAAAGUUAAGAGAUCCGGGUUGCUUAUUUGAAGAAGAGCCCUUCAUCAUCAUCAUCAUCAUCAUCAUCAUCAUCAUCAUCAUCAGCUCCUUCUUCUUCUUCUUCUUCUUCUUCUUCUUCUUCUUCUUCUACCGUAUCUGUUUAAUAAAAUCAAGGUCACCGAAUAACUUUCGCCAUGCCACUUCUCGCAAGAAAAACUGUAGCACCCGCAAAUCACUACAGGCAUAGUAGUUCAAAUUUAAAUUAUUGUAAACUUUUACCUCUGAUCUCCUGGCAGUCACGAUUACUUGGUGAGUUUAAAUCACUUUUGUAAAAUAGCACGGACAACAAAAUUCGAGUUAAGAAUAAGUUGAAUGACAUUAUCCUUAAGUGUACGAAGGAAAUUGCGGUUUCCAUUCUAGCGCAGAGUUUAUCUGGCAAGCGGAAAUCUUGCAAGAUACUUAAAAUUUGAAAAAAGUUACAGGAAAGGUCCGGAUGAUCUGUGAGCUUUUUAAUUUUAAAACGUGUUGAGUUAGCUCGUCGUCGGGCUGGGAAAUUGAAUGCUGUGGCGAUUCGAAUGACUGUCAAAGUGAAACAGAAUAACGGAAAAGAUUACAGCACACAUGUGGUUGGAGUGAAUGUAGUGCAGGAAGCCGAACCAAGGUGCUUUGUUAGGCUUUUGAUCUUACGCAGGCUAUUUUGUAGUCUGCCGCAGUUUUAAGAUCGGAAUGCAUAAAAAUGACUCCUCAUGGUCGAGAUACCCUAUGCUUAUGGCAUAGUUGGACUAGGCGUGGCCUUGAUCUCGGCUCACUAUAAUAAGCAAUCGAAUAUAUUUCCUACAUAUUCAACAAAAUUAUCACUUUAUUUUUGAAUGCCUAGCUUCCUUCAAACACGAAAAUGUGACACAGUGCGGGCAUAAACAUAUGCACUAUAGAUGCAGCGGUGUUAAUACAGUUAGAUUACGAUUUAUAAAACAGUGUUACACGUCAAAUGUAGAAUAUUUAUGAGACAACGCACCUCUCCGUUUUUAUGCCAGUAGCAGAUAUUUUUUCUUUGUUGGGAAACUUUUUUAUCCACACGCUCUUGUCAUUGCGUUGUUUUUAUAAGCACCCAAACGUAAAAUCCGUUUUUAACGUUUUAAUAUUGGCAGAAAAUUUGUUUUCCCCUAACCGCAACUUGUAUCAGAGUAGCACUUUUUCAUUGUAAGGAGAGUUCCUCUAGAACCCAGGUCGUGAAGAAUGAAACUUGAGAAUGGGUAUUCGUUUUUGGCCAAGCCGGUUCUAAAACUUAGAUGAGAAGAUGCUACACUUCUACAGUUGCUUAUUAACAUGGCCUAGUUUUCUUGCAUUUGGAAUUCGCAACCUCAGAUGGAAUACAUAGGUUUUAAGCAACUCAAAUAAGCUGCCGUAACUCAGUAAAUAUUGGAUUAGUAAAAUGCUAAUGUUCCGCUGCUACUGUGAAUUAUAAUAGGCGGUUUUUGCUUUUGUUCCAGGCUUUUUAUAUUGCAAUGUAGAAUAUCUUAUCUUGGGCGGAAUGUCCUCGUUUUGUUGUUUAAGCAACGCAUCAGACUAUCCUGUAUGCCCCACAUAUACAAUUUAGCCCACUUUUCGUUUUCGUUAUUCUCGGCCAGUGCAUUCUGAAUUUGCCAGGGAACCGGCAAACACUUAUACUGACGUGGGUUAGUUGCUAGAAGCAAAAAUUAAGAAAUCGCCUCCAAAUCUACUACUGUUUUUACCUUCACCGCUCGUUUGUUGCGGGAAAUGUUGCAUAUUUGAGAAGUUGCGGCUGUCCCUUUCACGAUUUUUACGCAGUUUUUUUACGCGUUAGUUUAAAAAGCUUUCUUCAUACCCAGACGGUUGGUUAUCGCGCAUUUUAGAUUUGUUACUUUCCACAAUCUUGUCGCAUAACUCAUUGAGAUUUCAGAUUAAAUGUUUUCAUGGGUUGGUUGCUAGAAACAAAAAUCAAGAAAUCGCCACCAAAUCUGCUACUAUUUUUUCGUUCUCGCCCUACUUGACCAGUUGCGGUUGUCCCUUUCAUGAUUGUUAAACUGUUUGUCGGAUUGCGUUAGUUUAAAAGGCUUUCUUUCCCCUCCAACCAUACACAGACUGCUGAUUAUCGCGAAUUUUAGACCUGUUACUCUGCACAAUUUUGUCUCGUAGUUCACUUAUAUUUCAGAAUCUUUGUUUAAUUUUAGGUUCGUUAAGGAGCACUUGGGCAGUAAUGCGCCAGCAAGUCUUGACGUUGAAAGCAUGCGAGUAGAAUUAGAGGACUUGCGUCAACGCGUUGAAGCACUGGAGGUGGAAAAUACUAUGCUUAAAGAGAAACUGUCUCAAAGACAGAUAAUUGAUCCGAAUACGCAGUCUGAAACCUGA